GCUCUGGGCUUAUAUACGUGCGCCACCACCUGUGGCCUGUCACGCCCCCAGCGCCCUUCUUUGGGCAUGGGGUGGUCCCCGUCCUGCUUCUGGCCCGGGCCCCAUAUCAGCCGAUUCCUGCUGGCGGGGCCAGGCCCGUUCGGGCGGGCUGGGCCCCGCGGGGGUCUGCGCAGCUGCCCCGCGGGGCCAUUGUCCUGGCGGCGGAAGAAAACCGUUGCGGGGAGCGGCACAGACAGUGAGUGUGCGGGGAGAGAAAAGGGGGAGAGCAAAAGAAGAGAAGGGGGGGGGGAAGAGAAGCGGAAAAGAAGCGGAAAAGAAGCGGACGCUGACGUAAACGGGGUGGGACCGCGUUCUUACGUCAGCACAUUCUUACGUCAGCGCGUUCUUACGUCAGCGCGGUGGAGGCGAGUGGGCGAGCAGGCGGGGUGCGGGCCCCGUCGGGGUGAAAAAAAAGAGAGCUGAACAGGGUAGAGGAACAGCAUCAGAACAGGUGGGCAGGAGCAGGGCCGGAGCAGAGCAGAGCAGAACAGAGAAGAGCAGGGCAGCGAGAACCAAGAUGGCUAAGGCAAAGGCUAGAACGACGAUUGUGCAGCUCGUGUCGACGGCAAAGACCGGGUACAGAAGAACGCUGCUGGUUCCAAGAACAGCCCGGGAGAUCACGCAGGUGAGAUACGACCCGGUGGUGCAGAGACACGUGCUGUUUGUGGAGAGCAAGAAGCGCAAGGGCGAGC
This is a messenger RNA of Pichia membranifaciens NRRL Y-2026, 731 nucleotides long. RefSeq lists its product as hypothetical. Lineage: Eukaryota; Fungi; Ascomycota; Pichiomycetes; Pichiales; Pichiaceae. The coding region runs from base 67 to 462 and encodes 131 amino acids. The record is from RefSeq and is a predicted model, not a curated record. The transcript has a single exon.